CGUGUACUAAAAUAUUUAGAAAGUUUUAUAUUUUGAUUUUUUCUGUGAGAAAAACGUCUGAAAAUGCAGGUAUUUUGAGCUUUUUGAUAGUUUUAUUAUAUAUAUGCAUUUCGCUAGAGCUAUAUGAUCUCGACGUUUUAUGAAAUUUGAUGAAUUUAAUCACAAAAUAAUACUCAUCUCUAGAAUGAAGGAGUGAGUGAGCAACAAAGUCUGCCAAUUGAUAUUUACUAUAAUAAACUUCUUGGUAAGUAUUUAGGUUUUAUACUCUAUAUAUUUCUUUAUUUCCACAUUCAGAAAUACACCCUUUUAAUAGGUGUACGUAGCAAAUACUUCCUAGGCCUAGCUGGUAUCCUUGAUCUCAUUAUAAAUAUCAAGAAGCUAUUCUUGCAUGAUUCAUGAACAUAUUAAGGCCUCUAAAGUGAAGAGUUGUUUUAUUUCCAUAAUAAUCAGUUAUAUACAAUCUUUUACGAUUCUGAUUGUCAACUGAUAAUGUAAUAAUCAGUCUAAUUGCUUUUAUUGGUCAGUCACUUACAAUAAAGUAAACCAUUUUGAUUUGAAUACGCUAACGAGGGUCCACAAUAGGCUACCCCAAUCCCGAUAUCCCGAUGUAUUUUUUCUAAAAUUCCCGAUAUCCCGAAACGUUUUUUGUGGAAUCCUGAUCCCGCCUUGCAGCUUAGUAACCUAUGACGACGAAGAAAGUGUCAGUUUUACCGCGAAAUUUCAUGACGUUGUACGGGAAAGCAAACCAAAGAUAUAGCUUGAAAAUCCAUGCAUGGAUGCAUCUUAAAAAUAAGUCGAUUAUUAAAUCUGAUAGCCAUUCCAAAUCGAGAGACAGUUCCGAGGAGAAAAUUGGCCUCUAGCUCCAAAGUUCCAACACUAUUGGCACGCUCCUCUUUGACCUUUUCUUGAACUUCAUCGUUGCCGCCUUCAUCGCUACUUUUAUCGUACUCAUCAACUUCUACGCCUCCCAUUUCCUCCUCUUCGUCGACUCUCUCUUCCUUGAUUUCUGCCUCUGAAUCCUUCCCGAGGCUGUCAAUUAUGACAGGCUCCCCUGGUUGUAUUUGACGUUGGUACAAGUAAUCUGGGAGUGCCCCUGCCGUGCACAUUGUGGUCUCCUGCCUCAUGGUGCGUUGUCGCACAGAUGUUCCAUACGCGUCUGCCCAUUUCAUAUUUUGGGCGUCUUGGGGAGAAAUGGUGGUCGGUUGCUGUGCCUCCAUAAGUGGAAUUGCUGCUAGGCGUGACACUCUUUCAGAAACUGGGUACCAGGAUUUAGGAUUCGUAUAGUAGAAAGCUGCCCAGUGAUUGGUUCGCUUUCGGCUUUCCUGAACAGCAUUCCCAAAAUUUCUGGCACAUUGAAGAACGGUGCGUACAGGGGCCUUGUGAUGCACCACUAAAUGGAAAUUCUCCACAUCCAAUGUCAUGCAGCUAAGAAGGGUUAGAGACUGGUAGCCGAACUCGGUAGAUAUUUUGUUCAGUCGUACCAAGCCUCGUUUGAGCAUAUCAACUGAGCCAAUUGUGUUUGCUGCCACGUUACCUUGAGGACCAUUCAGGGUUCUUGGAAGUCUUAACACAUUCUUUCUAAUUGACGUCUCGUUCUCACGCAAAUGUCUGAUAGGUACAUGAUUCGAUGAUUUGAUAGAUAUGAUUCGAUGGUAAAUGUUGUAAACGCAUGGUGCUUCUCAUGGACAGAAAACGCUGCAUAGAUUUUACCGAUCGUCGUUAGAAAAUCUGCUAUCCUAUGAAGGGUUGUGAUUACUUUGAUGCAGCUCGUCUGCGCAUCGCAAACGUAAACAACGUAACUAAACUCAACACAAAGCCCUAUUGGUUGAUAAAACUCUGUCAUGCUCACAACGCUGUCUCGGUUUCCAGCUUUGCUACGGUUUCCAGCAAAACAUUCAACUGCACCCUCUUUCUUAGACCACAGCAUCACAGUGUGAUGCUGGAUCCGUGUACAAAAUCCCUCCUUCAUAAUUUCUACUAUGGACAGGGAUGGUCAUUUCCGGUAAUAUGGCCAAAUUUCAAAAUACAAUAAAUAGACGUGAAUGGAGUAUUUUUUGUUGAAUCUUUUCAGACUCAAAAACUCUUCAAAUACGUCAAAGAGCGUAUUUUAAAUCCCGUAUCCCGUCUUACAAUGAUUUCAUAUCUCGAAUCCCGAGACACAAAUUGCGAAAAUCCCACAUCCCGCAAGAAAUUUUAUUCCCGAAUCUCGCAUCAUAUUUUUUUAAUAUCCCGCCUCCUGAUCGAAAAAUAACCUAAUUCCUGCAUCCCGAAAAACCUAUUGUGGACCCUCGCUAACGGCAAGCUCACUAAAAGCUACCGCAAACAAGUUUUAACAAAAAGGGGCAAGAGGAACAUAAUCAUAUUAUUGUACAUUAUAUUGAGGAGUACGUACAGCUAUACAGGUAGAUGAAUAUUGAUGAUAUGAUUGCAAUGAAUCCUGUUGUGGUAUCUAAAAAUAGUGGAGUGACAUCAUAAUACAGUAUACCAAUGCAUGUCUUUUUUAUCUGCCAUCUUGACGGUUGAAACCCUUUGAUAAUGUUGUUAUUGAAAUUUCCCGAAAAGAUGCAAAAAACGAACUAUUUAUCUCUUUGCUGAUAAACUGCCCCAGCCUAGUCCUGUCUUCCAUAUGUAGCAUUUAACCUUCAACACAAUUCAUAUUCCAGAAUGGUUGAUUGACCGUCGACAUUGUCAAUCGAAAUGGCAAGAUUUAGCUCUUGUAAUAAGAGAAAAGAUUAAUGAAGCAAUUCAAGACAUGCCAGCAGUUGAUGAAAUUAUGCAACUUCUUUCUGGCAGCUGUAUGUAUUUCUUUAUACAGUACUGUAUAUAAAAGAAGCAGGGUGGUAACUUGGGUUUAAACAUUAGGGGUGUGUGUUUGUUUUACCUGACGAAAGUGUGUGUGUGGGAAAAACAAAAACAAUUAUGAGGCACCCCAUUCGUAUCACAUGUGACGAAACGAAAUUUAGAGUCUCUAGAAUGAGUUAAUAUUUUUGCCUGUGAGUGACUAAUACAGUGUAUCUUGUUAUUUGAGUAUUUGGUAAAUUUACCCUACAAAAAUGCUGUUCUCCAACAUUGGUGGUAUGGCAUCCCCCCCCCCCAAAUAUUUACACUCCUGGGAAGGUGAAAAUCAAGGGCAUAUUUAUAAGCAGGCCGCUUUCCACAUUAAUUUGAUACAAAAAUGUGCAGUGUGAUUGGUUUGAAAAGAUUCACCACAGAAAAGUUGGAAUGGAUCCUAUUCUAUUGCAGCAAUGUUUUUUACUAAGUAGUAACGAACAAUUGUGGUGUAUGGUAGCUUGCAGUAGGUUAACUGAUGAGUGCUGAUUGGCCCAUACCCCCUGCACCUCAUACGUCCUGCUCAUGGAUUAGUUUUGGAUUUGCUUUGUGUGCAGGGAUCAAUAUAAUGGUCAGCCAUUAGCUGAGCAAAAUGCUCAUAUGGCUGUCCACUAAUUACUCUGCACGGACAUUAUGGCCGACCGUUUUAUCUCAUUAAUUUGAAUAUUUUUUCCUUUAUUGUUGCAAGUCCUUUUAACAAAAUCUGUAAUCUUUAAAAACACAUGCAAACAAAGAUUCCGUCUGCUAGACAAUCACAAAAUUGGACUUCGUAACUAUCCAUGCUAUAUCAAUGUCAUCGUGUGUGUUAAAAGAAAUAUAAUUUUACAUUAUAUAUACUGUUACUGAGUAAGUUGUUGCUGAUAUUGUGUAAUUUUGUUAACCAUUAUGCAUAUGUAUAUGGUUUUGGACUCUUGGUACCAGUAGUUAAUUGUUACGGUUUUGGUUUCUAGUACUGUGACAACUGACAAUGUCCCUAUUGAGAAUAAUUAAGUGUCCGAUCAUGUCCAAGUAGUCCAACCAAAACAUGGAUUGGUCUGACACAAUGUCAGACCAAGUUUUCAGAAUUAUAUUGAACUCUGUUUGUAUGAACAAAUUUGCCUACUGGAAAACUGGCUCUGUACUACCAGAGUUGUAGACUUGAGUCAUGUGAUGUGGAAAUGACAAUUUUUGUGAUCUGUGACUUGAUUUGAACUUGCAAGAAAUGACCUGUUACCAUUGUCCAAUGCAAGUCAAAUGUAAAUGAAGUUGUAAAUAUCUACUGAACAUUAACCAUUAAACUCCAAUGCACCCAGAUGCUUCCUGUUUUAUUAUUUUACUCUAACACCAGACAAUUUUACUCGUUAAUGGGGGACGUUUGCGCUUUAAUUUAUUAAUUUCAAAAAUAUUUUGUAGCAUUUUGAGGGGAGGUAGGGGGAGGUGCACACCUCCCCUGAAAUCGUUUUGCACCUCCCCUGAAAAGUGAUGCACCUCCCCUUGGGAAUGGGAGUGGAAGUUAAAAUUUGACAUUUCUUUGUGUUUGUAAGAAUGUUUUUCGAAAGAAACUUUGUAGUAAUGUAUUGAAUGGCAAAAUUGGAUGAGUUGUACUGUUAUAAUUCACGAAUGCGUGCAUAUGUCACCUAGUUGAGUUUAUGGGGGCAGGGGUACAUUCUAAGCCCUAACAUUCCAUGGGAUCCAUGAGCUAGGAUUGCUGCACCUCCCCUAAACAGUUUUCCACCUCCCCCAGCAUUUCCACCAAAAUCUAGCCUUGUUUUGUGGCAGCUAGUCCAACAAGUUUACCCACCCCACCUAGAGAAAUUUGCACCCCCCUCCCUCCCACCAAAAGAAACAAAUUUAAAUGCGCAUUGGGAUAAAUGACAGUACGGUAGUAAAGAUUUUGAACUAAGUAAUACUAAAAACAAGGAUUUUGAACUAAAUAAGACCAAAAAUCUUAAACUUUUCUGGGGGCUUUGCCCCCUUACCCCCACUGGCUGCUGUACCUCCGCACACAUUUUUGGCACACCUCCUAAAUAUUCGGCACCUCCCCCCCCCCCCCCCCCACGAGCAAAAUCUGAAAAUCUGUUUAUGCUUUAGUGGGUUAACUUUCCUAUGUACAGUACAAUUGCACUGGCAAUUCACCAAGUGAAUGUACAGUGACCAUAAGUGCAGCCAGACUGGCAUACUGUAUCACAGUAUGAUUGAGAGCUUGUAAUGUACUAUACAGCUGUAGAGCUUGUAAUGUAUGAACUGUAGAGAAUUGCAACUUGACUUGGUCACUGUCAUUAUGCUACUUAACUUGACUUACCACAUGGAGUCAAUGACUUGUGACUUGGACUUGCAAGAAAUGACCAGACAGUGCUGUUGUGACUUGACUUCGACAUGCAAAAUAAGACUUAUUUAAAAAAAACCCUCUGUAUUCUCUACCCUUUGCACUGUUGUUUUGCAAAAAAAACAUUGUAAUUGUCGUAGUAGUAUACAUAAUUUACUUUUAUUAUAAUUACAGUAAUUUCAUAUUUAUAGACAUCAAUUAUUUCCAUUGUGAAAGAAUUGUGGAAUUAUUGAAAAUAUCAGAAUCUGCUACAAGAAAUAUUUUUGGAAGAUAUUCAUCUAAAAGAAUGAAGGUAAUAGGUAUUUUUAAGUCCCUGAUGAGUAAAAUCGUCUGGCAUUGGCGCAUUAGACAGUGGGCCUGCCACUGUAGGUCAAAGGCAACCUGUUACAGUAUUGUCCUGUUUCACAGGGUCUCUGGGAAGGGUCAAAUGUUAUAGGAAAUUUAGAGUAGAUAGGUUGGAUGCUUCUAUCUAAUUGAUAACUCAUGUAAGUUUGGUAACUUAUGUUAAUUAUCCUCAAUAACGUACAUCACUACGUUGUACUUUUUUCACCAGUACAGAAGUAGAACUAUUCCAGCAGAAAUUUUGAUUGAAUUUGCUGAUGGUAUUACAAUAUUGAUCACGUUUAUUUUAUGUUUUAGGAUUGGUUAGAAAUAUUACAACUUUAUGAAGCAGACAACGUGGGUUUAGGUAGUUAAUUUAAUUUAUCUUUGAUACAUUAGCGUUAAACUUUAUACAUUGCAAGAAUAGACCUUAUGCAUAAUGACGUCAUAAGGCUUGAUACCCGCGAGGAAUGCUGGUCUUAGUAGUCAUCGCCCGGGAAAAUUAAACAAUUCACAAUGGCCACUAUCGAAAUUUUUCCGGGCGAUGACUACUAAGACCAGCAUUCCUUGCGGGCAUCAAGCCUUGUGACGUCAUUAUGCAUACGGUUUAUUAUAUUAAAAACCCACAUUUUGCAUAAUCGAGUGAAAUAAGUUGAAGAUGUAUUAUCUGGCAACUUUAUUUUUAAAUGGUGAAUGUUCUAUGCUACAGUCUGUAAGUCUGAGUUUCUGAAUCGCGUCUGUUGGUUUUAGACAGACGUGUAUUCACUUGAUAAUCUUUUCUGCUUGGCCAUCGCGGUUUAUGUACGGAGAUCGGCGUACAAGGUUACAGGUUCGUUGGGGGUCUUCCUGUAUUAGUGACCGCGUUCUCAGUUAACAAGAGGUUCAUAUAAACGUAAUUAUGCAGUAUGACGUGUAUGGAUGCGAGUUCCUUAAAUUACCAAAACAAAAGUGAACAAAAAACAAAGACAUGUAAAAAGCUAGGAUAAACAGUUCCGCUUAUCGCUAUUCGAAAAGCAGAAAAUGUAUGGUCAAGCACAUUUUUAGGGUAGUGCUGGACUUCUCUAGGUGGUGCUAGACACCACUUGGUGGGGUGUGCCCCCCAUUCCUGCACCCCCAUAGUAGAUCCACCCCUACUGACUGUUGUAUACAGCAGGUGCACUUUCGGGUUCACCUGCAUGUUAUUAGUAGAUGGAAUUUUGGAACGAAAAUAUAUAUGCACUUAUAGACCUAACCGGGAGCAGCAGCGAAAAAUGAAAUUUUAGGCCCUCCGGCUGGAAUCGAACAACCUACGGCCUUGCGAUUCCGGUGCAGUGCUCUGACCACUGAGUUAUACAGUCCAUCUACUAAUAAACCAUCUAUACAUUCAGCUCCAUCGAACGAGAUGCCCAAAAUCUUGAUGUUCAUUCAUAUAGAAGGAAUUUACCAAUUUUAAUCAACUCUGUUAGACAGAAGCGUAGGGUCCGCCCCCGCCCAACUUCAAGAUCAAUUUUGUAUUUCUUUCAUAACUGAGGAAAAACUGGGCGGGGGGGGGGGGCGUAACCUCUUAAUGAUUUCAUCUGGUGACAUGGAAUACACCAAAUUUCCGAUUAUCAUAAAACUAUAUCUAAAAUGCAUGAAAUAGCGUUUCACAGACCCUAAAAAAUAUAGAAAAAUUCCGGGGGACAUGCCCCCGCGGACGGCCAGACAUUAGAUCCCACACUCGUUUGGGGCUGGCUACGCUCCUGCUGUUAGAAAAAAUAACUUUGAUACAGCUUGAAAUGUUGGUUGUGUAUAAGACAUGAAAAUAUAUGUACUGUAUUUCGCAUUACAUAAUAUUGUAUAUAUAUACAUAAUACAUAAAUAUAUUGUAUUUCGCUGUUGUCAACAGAGCCUGGACGACGUUUGAAUCUCCAGUAAUUUUAUCCGUUAAUUAUUAAUUUCUUUUGUGAUACAGUUUAUAUGGUGAACUGUUUCAUUGUGAUAGCUGUCGUCCUUAUGUUGGGUAAACACGUGUGCCUGUACAGAAUCGUAAUGACCAGUGUAAUGGUUUAAUAAAUAUUUCUGGAUCGAUCGUUUAGGAUAUGUACAUGUAUGUACGAAUUUCCCCUUACAAUAUUUUCUUGUUACAGAGCAUACAGUAAUUGUCACUCAGUAAAUGUACGGAUUUUUAUUUUUAGCUGAAGCGAGUCAUAUGCUCAUCAGAAAUGUUAAUUAUGAAAUUCCUUCACUAAAAAGACAAAUUGCUAAAAGUCAACAGACACAAAGAGUAAGCUACUUUAUCAAUAAAAGACUAUUCUAAAAGAAGAAAUAGAUUGCAAUGUUAAAUUAAACACAAUAUCAUGCAUUGACUGUAGAUUCAAAUCUAAUUUAAUGUAUCACCUGUUUCAGGAUUGUACAAGGAAAGAAAGUGAAUACGCAUUAAAUGCAAAUAAUUUUAAAGACAAAUAUCAUCAUAUUUGCAAACAGAUGGGAAUUAGUGUAAGUUACUUGUAACGUGUCCAAAAAUGUGUCCAAUUAGCCUUUCUCACGCCGCCAUUUUUGGGUGGCUUUUCAGCCGAAGUCUGCGAGACAAGUCCACAUAACAGCGCCUUUUUAUAAUUUUUUGAACGAAUGAUGGUAAAUUUGCUUUGUAAAUGAUUCGUUUAUUUUGAAAAAUUGCUUUUCACGUUGUUUUAAUUGUCUGCAUUGGUUAACGAGAAUUAGAUGCCACCCAAAAAUGGCGGAUAUUCGUCAUCGUGAGAAAGGCUAAUUGUCAUGACAUAAAAAUGCGUAAUUAAAAUCGAACAAAUUUUCCAGAGUAGUCGAUGGUAUAAGUUUGGUUUUAUUUACCUUUUAUCUUAUACAAUUACUUUAUGGUUUCCGUGUUUGGAUGGCCUGAUCCAAACACGCGGGAAUGUUGCGAGAGUUAUGAAAAGCGCGCGAAAUCACGAGCCGAAGGCGAGUGAUUUUGCGCGCUUUUCUUAACUCGAGCAACAUUCCCAAGUGUUUGGAUCAGGCCAUCCAAACACGGAAACCAUAAAGUAAUUGUUUUAUAAAAUAACCACUUUCCGUGUUAAAAUUUCACUUUAAAAAACUUUUACUUUAAAUUUCCGUGUUUGGAUGGCCUGAUCCGAUCCAAACACGGGUUUCGACCAAUCAGAGCACGCGUUAUAUACAUGUUAUUUUAUAAUGAGUGUUCUUGUUAGCACCCAGAAUGGCAGAUUUUUAUGUUUUUAGGGUACUGACAUAAGACAGGAACUCCUGUUGCUGUUGAAAGAUUUACCAACACUUUAUGAUGAUAUACGUGGCAAGACUGCAAGAUUGACAGAUAUUUUAUAUUACUAUGCUGCUUUUGUGGAUUUUAUUUCUCCUCGGUGAGCCAUGUAUAGUUGUAGUAUUGGAUCAGGCAACCCAAACCAGAUCGCGGGCGCAGUCGUAUUUUGCAAGACUGAAGACAGGGUCUAAAUGAACUUUGCAAAUAUUGACCUGGGGAUUAUAACUCCAAAGUAUACUUUCAAAUACUUACAGAAAUUCAGAAAAUCUACACGUUCAAUAUGUUACCCGUUUUUCACGUUGGUUCUUAUAUUCUCUCCGACAGCCGUGAGCACGGAGGUUGAAAAUGCGAGUUUCUGUUUCCCUUUUCCGUCUUCGUUGUAGUCGGUGUCAUAAACCUACUGGUGUAUUUCAAUAGGUGAAUCAACACAGGUGACCCAAACGAAACCGUAGGCUUUUUCUUGUACAUCUUGGCGCUAUGUAUGGCAGCGCAGAAGCGUAAUCGUUAACUUGACCCAUAUAUUAUCCAUAAGUUACCCUAAUUAAUAUGCGUGUUGAGAUAAGGUACGUUUACACACAACGAUUAAUCGGGGCAUCAGCGGCGUCUUGACAGCUAUUGUUUCUUUAUUCUAUUCUUUAAUGCCACCAUCUUUACAUAUGCAUCUCAAACUCAUUAAUUAUUCAUGAGUAAAUUAGCCAACCAUAUUGCUUUAUUUUGCUCACACGAUAAUACUGGAUACCUAGUGAAGUAGCCUAUAUUGAUCCUGGAUCAAAAUUAAUUCAGUUCUUGGACUGGAUCAAAAUUAAUUCAACCCACUUUAAGUACUUAUUUAUUCGUAUGAGAUGUCAUUUCAAAUCCUCCAAUUCGGACUGCCUAGAUUUAUAUAUUUAUAUAUUUAUAUAUAUAGCCGUAGGUUUAGCUAUCUGCAUUUAUUUGUAUUGAAAUUAAAAAAAAAUUAAUCUAGAAAGGAUGAAAGUGAACGGCAAAGCAAAGAGUUGUGUCCAGUGAUAUGUCAUAUUAUUGAACAUGGAAAUACAUCUGUUUAUCAAUGGAAAACAGGGAAUAUUCCAACGGUAACUUUCUAAAUGUAUAUAGUUAUAGUAGUGAUUUAUUUUGACAACACUUAUAGCAGCCAUUUGGCUGAAGUACGUUUCACACAUGGUUAAAGAGAUUAUUAGGUUAGCGAAUCAAAACCAGUAACCCUUUUACAUAAAAAGUUGACGUGAAUGACUGCAGGAGCAUGUUGUUCGAUAGCCGGUGAGCUUAUUCCUGGAUUAACCAAAAACGUUAGAGCAAAUUUCCUAACCAUGUACGAGUUGGCUGGAAACCAUGGUAUCUGUGAAAUUUAUCUCACUCUAGCAUCUGAAACAAACCUCUACGAUGAAACUGUUAUUAAAACUGACCAGUCAAAAGAAGCAAACCUUUUAUGAAGACUUUCAUUUUAUUUGUAAUUUUCAUUUCAUUGUUAUUACUGUCUUUAGCUCAUUAUAAAUCCAGACCAGGUGAAUGAAAACACAGACAAUGCAGAAUCAUCAGAGGUGAGUUAUGCUCAUUAGGUAGGCCUAUGAUUCAAUUUUACCAAAGUGUAUAUAAAUAUGGUUGCAUGUUAGUUCAAAUGGAGUAAUAUUAAUUGCUAUUAUAUAGCCGUUAUUGAACACUAUAUUUUUAUCGCAACGACAAACUAUAAUUGUUUCGAAUAUCACGAAUACCGUGCAUUAAUACAGAGGUUAAGGUAUAGCCCGCGGUUCCGAGUCAUGGAUACGGGUAUAGCGUCACUUUGUUAAGCAGUUUUCAUCGAUGACGAUGUCGUUAUGUUUACUCGUAAUAACCGUACGCAUUGUUUCGAGUAGACCAACAGACCAUUGUAUAUCGGAAGAAGUAGAAAAUAUAAAUGAUUAAAGAUGUAUAGACAUCAGUGCAAGUUUCUAAACAAAAAGACACUAUACCCGUUCCCGUAUAUGGUACCGUUGUAUCUUAACUUCUCUAAUGAACUAAUGCCGGGAACACACGUAAAAAUCUCAAUUGCAUGGGACAGAUUAAAAUGUGAGUGUGUUAUUCAAUUUUGUUUCAGAUAAACUGGGAUAUUACCGGUGAAACUUCUAAAGAUGAAGGUACAGUAACUGUAUAAUAAUAAUCUGUAAAUUCAAAAUUAUUAUAAAAAUAACCUUGCAUGGGUAGUGCAUGCAUGGUUCUGGUCAGGUCAUGGUUCUGGUCUGGUCAUGGUUCUGGUUCUGAAAAAGGUAAGAAAACGUCUCGACGUUUUAAAGAAAGUUUCUUCAUCAGGAGGCUACCGAUUUCACGAACGUAUAUCAAGUGUGAUUGUAUCAUGUUUUAGGUGCAAUUGAUGGUAUCAAUUUUGGUGAUAAUAUCGAUUAUGGUGAAAAUAUCGAUUUCGGUGAAAAUACCGAAACUAUUGAUUAUGGUGAAAAUAUCGAUUUCGGUGCAGGUAAUAUUGAUUAUGGCGAUGAACAAACAAUAGAUUUUGGAGAUAAUGAUAUUUCAAGUGAAGUGAAAAUCGAGGAAGGUAAGAUAUAGAAAACGUUUAUAAUUAUAUUGUUUAUGCCAAGUUCAUCAUGCAGGAAUGAAUAACAUUUGGCAUCAGCAAACUCCAGUUAGUUUUUGACCUCCAAAUUUAUCCUCUAAAUUGGAGGUGAAAAACAAAAUGUAAUUUGCUCAUCCUACCAGCUAGUAUAGGCCUAUACCAUGUAAUUGUUUUACAUGUUUCUUGUGGUAUCAUUGUAAAUAUUUGUUUCUAAAGGGAUUCUGGAUAUAAAUAAAAAUUUCUUGUAGACCAGUCACAUAAUUGCUGUUUCCGUAUGGGCAAAACCACACACAAUCCAGUAGAGAUUUUCGUAAUAUUAAUACAUUCUAAAAUGAUUGGGUUCUGAUUAGAUUACAGUCAAAAUGUUUAGACGGAUAUUGAAUACUUUGAUUACAACUAAACAAUUUACAAUACCUGAAGAGUGGGUCUCCACUGAUUGAUAAUAAACUCUCGAUAUAUUUCAGCUCUCUAUACGCUCUCGGCCUCUCGCACACUGUCUCAAUACGAUACUUGCCUUCGAUACUCUCUGGAUACUAUUACGUCAUGCACAUUUGUCAACACUUAAUUACUAAUUCAAUCACUUAUCAUUAAUAAUUAAUCAUCUUCAAAUAGUUUGUAAACUCUCUGAUCCAAUUGCUGUUUAUUUCAAAAUGUCCAUAUCUCUGUGCACAACACUACGUCCGGCACAUCCUUACUCCAUCACCAUGGAUACGUGCUUGGUUCUGGUAGUUGUAGUGAAAUGAUGUCGUCAUGAAAGGGUCUAUUCUCUAUUGUAUAUCCGUUUAUUGCAGUUCAGUUCCUUCUCGAAAAGGCGGGUAAAGUAUUUUAUGUCUUUGGUUUUGUAAAUUGUAGACUCUGGUGACGAUGGCAUAGCUCAGGGUAACGAUGCUUUAACUAUGUUGGAUUACCCACAGACCAGGAAUAACUAUAUCGAUGAAAUUUUAGAGGUGUGUAUAGUAGCAAUUUCUUAUAUUUUCCCAAUAUAAUUUUAAUACUUCUAUACUGUAUUUGGAUUCAGUGUGAUUUAAUCAUGAGCGAUGUUGUGAGACUUUCAAAAAUCGUAUUUAGGUUAUGAAACGAGAAAUAAAAGCUCUGAGCUAGAGCUCACGAAUUAUAGCGCUUCACACAAAUGUUUCUACACUACAUACAUCAAGAUCGUGUCCAUUCUCGUUCCCAGGGCUUCUCGGCUCUUCCCUGGGAACGAGGUUGGUCUCCACGCAGUUGUUGGAGUUACGGAGAUAAGCUUGCGAGGCGAAUUCGUGUGAUUUAAUGUCAACCAGGUUUAAAAUGCCAUGUUUCUGCAAACAAUGUAAGUGGAGUUGCUGAAAGUAUUUUUCCUGACAGAAUUUUAUUUGUAUCCUGAGAGUUUUACUCAGUGUCCAUAAAGUAUUGGAUUUAAUGAAUUCUUUCGAAGAGGAAGGGUGUGUAUUUGAAACUUCAGUAGUGUUUUAGUUUCCGUAGCACAUCAAAUACGCGAAAAAAGCCGUCUUUAAUAGUUGUUAGAGCUAAGGAGAUGAUUUAAAUUACUUUCAGCUUCAAGCAUUUCUGGAUCAAAGGUUAAAAGAAAUGGAAGAUGAUACAAAUAUUUUGUCAUCUAAUCAGGUAAAAAAUAUUUCGUGCGGAAACUAACAGUUUUGGGGAUUUCUUCAUAUUAUGGAAUAUUGGGUCAAAUGGGUCAAUAUUUCUGCUUUUUAGUUCCAGUCUUCUCGCGAUAUCCUGCAAAGACAAUCACGUGACAGUGUUCAAGCAAUGAAAAACCAAGUCGAUGACAUCGAUAGCCUUUUAACAUCCGUCAAAAUUCAAAACUUAUUUUUAAUAAAAGCGUCUCCAAGGUAAUGUAUAUUUAAAAUAACUGUAAUUAUACUGGUAUUAUGCUGUAAGAGGUAUUAUACUGUAAGUGGAGAAUGAUUUGUAUGUCACGUAGCACGCGCAGUGACAUGCUUAAAACUAGUGAAUAUAAUUUUCCACUUGGUUAUGACUAUAUUCAAAUUUUAGAAUUUUUGAUACGUUUCUGAAGCGGCAAACAAACUUUAAAAGUAUGUUUAUAGUGCUUUUAUUAUCUGUAAAAUUAUGCUAAAAUGAAGAGAUUUUAGAUGGUACGCCAAAAAGAUAACGAUGUUUGAAGUUCAGUAAGUUUUGAUUAUAUUGCUGUAUAAAUAUGGCGUCAAUUUUACAGCAUCAAUCAAAAAUAUUUUUAAUCAAAUAAAAAAGUAAAACACUAUAACUUCAGUUGUGCAGUGUGGCAGAUACACAAAUAUAUGCACAUGCAGGAUUCUGCAAAUUGAGGGCAUGCCACGCAGGCUAGCAGGAUUCUGGUUGGAGCAGGUUUAAAUAAAAAUAUGUAAAUUUCAAAAUAGGUUGAAAGUAAUAUCGAGUAUAAUGCAUGCAAAAACGUCAUAUUUUUUAAAAAUUUUUUUUUACAUUUUUUAUCACUUGAAAAUAUAUUAAUGUGGCUCUGUAACAAGAGCCAUUGUAGAUGUGCUAUUGUGGAUUGCUUUGCUUGUGUUCAUCGUAGACGACGAUCAGGCCUUCACUAAAAAUGACGCCUAAUCGCAGGUUAGACUGGUUAGUCAUGGACAACAUAGGAUGUACUAGUCUAAUGUCUACCUCAGACUGUGUUUUGUAAGAUUUUCUGCUUUUGCCGUUUUGCAUGGCUCUAAAGACCUCUAAUACGAAGGCCUAAAUAUUAACACUAUUAUACAGUAGCUAUAUUCUUAACACUCAACUUGCAACUCUUCUGUGUAGGUACGUUGACCGUUUGACGGAAUCUCUACAACAUAAAUUAAAAUUAUCUGAAAAGAUGCAAGCUUCGUGUAAGGCGCUAGCAGAACGAAGACAAGAAGCCGCGACUCUUCAAAGUGAACUGGAACCUAAGCUUGACGUCAUUGUGACGAAAACUAAACAACUUCAAAAACAGGUAUGUUCAUAGCCAGCCCAAUGUUUUUUUGUAAGUUUGCUUCGCGAUUAAUUGAUUGAUUUGUUUGGUGUGGAUAGCCGCAUCGUUUAUCUCAUUUGAUCCACUCGGAAAUCUAUUUGCACUAGUUUGGUAUAGUAAAACGUUUGUUUUUCCUACGCUAACGCGUAGAUUUGAAUUUCAAAGGCGUCAUUACAAUGACACUCAUUACACUAAGUACAAAAUAAGUUAUUAAUAAAUAGUAAAUAUGUACAUGCAAUUAAAAUUUGAAUAAGAUAAAAAAAUCAAGGAUAUUUCAUUAUUUGACUUAACAGGCAUGAUGUUACAAAACUGGCAUUAAAGGAAGUAAGAGAUUCCUUAUUCCUCAAUCCGUCUGGGAUCGAGGCUAUUUCUCAGUUUUUGCCCCUGUAUAACUAAGACUCUUCUUAAGAGAUCCAGAGAUGGAUUUGGUAAAUAAAAACGUGGUGUUCUCCACAAGAACAAGUGAAUGACAUGGAGUAAGUUGACUACUACAACGGAAGGGGUCUCCUAUACAACGGAAGGGGCCUCCUAUACAACGGAAGGGGCCUCCUAUACAGUGUGUAUCAAAAUAAUUCGAAUCCAAAUUUGACAGACUGCUGUUUAUAAAAUACUAAAGUAAACGAUAAAAUUUGUAUAUGGCAAUAAAGAAUAGCCUAUUAGGUUUCCGAUUAUAUCGUUAUUAUAUCAAUAGAACCAAAAAUGACCAAGAAAUCGUGUGUUCAAACUGGUUGCUCGAAAUCAAAUUUUUCCGCUGAUGGGAAUUCGAAGUGAGACGUACAGACAAAAGAUAGUGCAAAUUUAAUUAAUCAACAAACUGUUAUGUAGCAAAAUUUACAUAAAUUCGUGUUCAUUUAAAGAGAUUUAAGCUCCUAUGCCUUCAACAUGUUGAACAAGAAGAAAUAUGCGUUAAAUUUACAUUUUAGUUUUCAGUGAUGAUUAGCAUUUCAAAGCCUUGUGGGACUAACUUUGAAAGAAAAAAUGUCCAAUUCCCAUCGGCGGAAAAUUGUGAUUUUUAUGGACUUUUUUUGUCAAAGCAAUACUCCUUCAUUUUCCAACUAAAUGACGCGUACAACAUGUCAUUUGAAAAGUAAAUAAAUGAACUUAACAAUGGUGUAAAAACCAACCGAAUUUGUCAAAUAUAUUCUGCGUUAUUACACGCCAAAUUUGGAUUCGAAUUAUUUUGAUACACACUGUACAACGGAAGGGGCCUCCUAUACAGACUGAUGGGUAUACGUCUCAAGCCGGUUUCCAAGUAGCACAUUUCUUCGCCGAGAUACACAAUUGAUAUAAUCUUGGAAUAUAAACUUCUUUAGAUAUCUGAAGAAAUUUCCAAGAAAUAUGACAACAGGAUUGUGAAUAUUAUGGGUGAAGUAAACUCUAUAUGAAUAUCAAUACAUAUUCAAAUAGACUAUAUAGAUGCAUGCCUCUAUUUCAGACUUUAUUUCAGAUUUAUAUGUACAUUAUAUUCAAAUGCUAGAAGGUAGAUAUUAAUUUAAAUGUUAUUUUGGGCCUUAUUUUAUUGAUAUUCAUAGUUUUUAAACUGACUAUAGCGAAAAAAUAAAUACUGUAAUUUAGAUCAAAGCUUAUAUACCUUUUGCUUGGCCCAUUAAAACACUGAGCGCAAGUUUCUCCACGUAAAAAAGUUGUACAAAUAGAUAUUAAGGAGAAAUAAGAACAAAAGAUGUUAGUAUAAAAAAAGGUAAUCCAACUUUAGCAUGCCAUUGUGCGUUAAGUACUCGGUGUAUGAACGUAAUGUUUUCAUAAUCAUAAAGAUCAGUCUUUUGGGCUAACCUUGAUUAAAGCAGUGCAUAACAAAAGAAAAGCAAUUAAUCACGAAUGUGUCAUUUUAACAAUGAGCUUAGAGCUGGUUUACAAGAUGUUAUAAUUAUUAUGCAUACGCACGUGCUAAAGGGAGUUAAUUUUCAAUAGUUUUAGAUCCAAUUCUCGACGGUGAAAGUAUUCAAUUUCGACAAACAAUUUUUAUUAGACUCGUAUUUGCUCAUUUUUUCUCCAUAUUGGAUGAUUAAAAAACGUGUCAUCCUACAGCUGAAAGCCCGAUCUUUAUGAUUAUGAAAAAAAAUGCAUUCAUGCACCAAGUAAUUAACGCACAAUGGCAUGCUAAAGUUGGAUUACCUUUUUUUAUACAUCCUGUAGAGCACAUGACGUCACACCCGCCAUGUUGGUGUUCAAUUCAAAAUAAUUUUAAUUAGGCUCUUGUCUGGAACACCAACAUAGCUUUUGUUGAAACGCCAGCCUCGUACCCAGGCGCUUUGUCGUGCUACACCGUCGCGCGACACGCACGCGGGACGACACGCGUGGGAGAAAAUGGACUGAAUUCGCGGGGAAGCCUCACCACGAAAUCGAUAAAAUUAAUCCACGCAAAGGCCACGCAAGCCAUAGAACAACACACAGCGCCUGGGUACGAGGCUGUGCAAAGGCUCUAUACCAUAAUAUGUAACUGCAAGCAAAGAUAAUAUGUAACUGCAAAGCAAUUUAGACCCGUAUCCACAACCAAAAGUUUAUUACUGCGCAAUAGGAGAAAUUUCUUUUCCAAAUAGUUGUACAGGGUGCAUGUCUAAAAAAAAAACGCUAUGGAAAUUCAAUAGGCUGUCGUGCAUCAUCAACUUUGCUAAACAAUUCAAUUUUUACAUAGAAGAACAGUUAUUUAACUUUUCAAUGAUACCUUUUUAUAUCGUAACAAUGCGAAAUGGCCACAUACUCGUUAAAUAAAAAUUGCCGGUGUCACAGGAAAUUCGC
Paramuricea clavata is the source of this 16921-nucleotide messenger RNA. NCBI's taxonomy places the organism in Eukaryota, Metazoa, Cnidaria, Anthozoa, Malacalcyonacea, Plexauridae. The record is from the annotation of a GenBank genome assembly.